Haemorhous mexicanus (house finch) is the source of this 2213-nucleotide messenger RNA. Its product is annotated as TOG array regulator of axonemal microtubules protein 2-like. Lineage: Eukaryota; Metazoa; Chordata; Aves; Passeriformes; Fringillidae. Gene Ontology annotation, molecular function: microtubule binding. Gene Ontology annotation, cellular component: cilium; cytoplasmic microtubule. Gene Ontology annotation, biological process: microtubule cytoskeleton organization. The transcript is spliced from 10 exons. The record is from RefSeq and is a predicted model, not a curated record. The coding region runs from base 1 to 2025 and encodes 674 amino acids.
AUGGCGGGUGCCUUGCCCGGGGCUGCAGCGCCCAUGGCUGACCCUCUCCUUACAGUGACCUCGCAGAUGGCCACUGCUGCCAAGCGCCGAGAGGAGCCACUCCGUGGGCACGGGCAGAAGGACAGAGCCUCCUCAGACCCACAGCAGUCCUUGCAGGAGGCACUCUCCUUGCUCGGCAGUGAUGACUGGGAGCUGAAGGAGAAGGGACUCUUCAUGAUCAAAAUCCUGGCUGGGUCCCAUUCAGAGGUCCUGCUUUUUAAACUUCAUGAGGUUUGCUUGGCAGUCACCAGCGAGGUGACCAACCUCCGUUCCAAGGUGUCCUACUCUGCAAUUGUCACUCUGGGAGAGCUCUUUGUGACCUUGAAGAAAGACAUGGACUCUGAGGUGGAUGAGGUUCUUCGGGUCCUUCUCCAGAUGGUCUGGAACUCCUCAGAGUUUGUUCAGAAAGCAGCCAGUCAGACCCUGGGGAUCAUGGUGGAGAAUGUGACUCCUGCACGAGCAAUGACUGCCCUCAUGGACAUGGGAGUCAAGAGCCGCCACGCCCAGGUGCGGAAGUGUGCGGCCGAACUCCUCCUGUCCCUGAUGGAGAGAAUUGGAGUCACAAAGCUCGCAGGAACACCCAGGGCUGAGAGGCUGGCACACGUGGCAGGGAAGCUUGCUCAGGACUGUCACAAGGACACAAGGCAUUAUGGACAGGAGAUGGUGAGGAUAUUGCUGAGUCAUCAAAAAUUUAAAAUGCUUUUGGAACGAUCUCUUUCCACCUGUGACCUGGAAGAUAUCCUGACAAGAAUUAAGAAGAAAGGGAUGGAAAACCAAAAGGCUGAAUGCCCAUCUGUCAAGGAGCUGUUGAAGAAGAGGAAUGAUGGCUCGAAGAAGCCCCAGGCCACAGUGCCUUCUAGCAAACGGGUGAAAUCUACAUCUGAUGGACGCCUCCUACACCGUGCAAAAGCCCAGGUCAUGUUACCUCCAGCCGUGGAAGGAAGGGAGUCACUCCAGAAGCUUUACCAUCUCCUGGAAGCCAAGGGGUUUCAGACACGGUUGGAAGGAGUGGCACUCCUCCAAGACCUGUGCAAAACCAGCCCCCAGCUCAUCUGCACUAACAUUGUCCAAAUUUUUGAUUAUUUUGUCCUGAGAAUAUCUGACAGCAACAAGAAAGUGAAGCAGAAGGCUCUGGACGUGCUGGCAGAAAUCAUAGGACUCCUGGAAGAUGCCCUGAACCCAGUGAUGAUCCGUUUGGUGGAGGGAAUAACAAAGAACCUGAACUCAAAGGAUCCCAGGGUUCAUGCCAGAGCUGUGAAGGCACUGGAUGAAUCUGUUGCUCAUUUGAAUAAAGUAUCACUGCUGAAAGAGUUCAGCCACCAAUGGAGCAAACUGAGUGGCCAAGCUCUGCUGGAUGUCACGGAGCGUAUCACAGGUAUGGCCUCCCCUUCUAAGGCAAGAGCUCUUCCCAGGGAGUAUUUACAAGGAAUGCCUGUGAACAGACAGCAGAGUAGCUCCUCUAAAUCAGAAGGUGCUGAGCUUCUCCCUCCUGCCCAAUACCCAUGGCAGGUGUAUUUGGCAGGUUUUCCCUGGCUGCUGCAGAGCUGUGCAGCAUCUGAGAUGGGAGCAGUGCUCGGCCUGGGGGCUGAGCUCUCACUGGGGCAUCUCAGAACCCACCUCCAGGAGCGGGAGGGGCUAAAAAUACCCCAGCUGGCUCCUCUCUGGGCAGCUGAGGGACAUCUCAAAAGCAGAGGUAGAUUCUUGUUUGCAUUGAGGUUGGUGGGUAGAAGCUGUGUCUCUCUCCCGGCAGUGCUUGUGGAGUGGGUUUAUGCCAGGAGCCCUGAAGUGGUCCAGCGCUAUGCCCUGCCCGUGCUCUGGUCCUUCCUGGAGAACAAGGCAUUGCCUGUCCGAAGCGCCAACGUCUGCACUGUGGUCACCAAGCUUGCCUGUGCCCUUUGCGAGUUGAUGGGCACCCAGCUGAUUAAGUGUGCAGACAGCAAGCCACCACAUGUGCGGGAAAACCUCUCCAGUCUUUUGGGCUGGUGAAGAUAUGAUGUUCUCCAGAAAGCUGACCAAGUGCUGAGUUGGACACCUCCAGAUUUGCCUUUUUAGCUGUGCCAAAAAUGACAAAACACUAAGGAAGGGUGUGCAUCUGCCCCUGCUGACUCCAUCGCCCUUCCGAGUCAUGGCGUGGGGGGCCUGAAAGAACUCCAGACUGAGGACAAGGUGAAGGG